Messenger RNA from Aspergillus niger, 771 nucleotides. RefSeq lists its product as uncharacterized. The coding region runs from base 1 to 771 and encodes 256 amino acids. NCBI's taxonomy places the organism in Eukaryota, Fungi, Ascomycota, Eurotiomycetes, Eurotiales, Aspergillaceae. Gene Ontology annotation, cellular component: cytoplasm; nucleus. The record is from RefSeq and is a predicted model, not a curated record. The transcript has 3 exons.
AUGACAAUCCUCUGUCUACAUGGCGGCUUCGGCAGCGCCCAAAACUUCCAAGUGCAACUCCAUCCCCUAGUUAGUACCUACCAAUCAUUAUACCCCGAUACCACCUUCCACUACAUUAAUGGCGGUCAUCCCGCCACGCCUCCACCAGGAAGCGAGGAUUACUUCGGCCCACCGCCUCAUUACCGAUUCAUCGAAUACGAUGGGAUUGGGCGGUCCGACGAUGUGAUGGAGCGGAUUCGUCAGCUCCCGAGGGGAGCCACGGCCGAAGAUACCAUGCGGGUGUUGACCCACGAACAUGAGAUGAUGUCUGCCGAUUGUGUGAGAGAGGCGUUGCAGAGACUGUUGGGGAUAUUGGAUGAACAUCCGGAAAUUGACGGAGUCUUGGGCUUCUCGGAGGGCGCUACAGUCGCUGCUACUUUGUUGCUUGAAGAGGAGCGACUUGUUCAGGAGGAGGGUAGGAAGAGACAGCUUAAGUACGGGGUCUUCAUAGCAGGCUGGCCUCCCCUUCGUAUUGACGGCGAUCGAGUAACAGGCUGUCUGGCGGAUGAGACAGAGGAUAUGAUCGAAGUGCCGACGUGUCAUAUCAUCGGGGCGAAUGACCCCUACGUGGAUGGCACCAUGGCGCUGUAUGGGGUUUGUGAUCCCGAUACGGCCAUCAUGUUUGAUCAUGGCAAGGGCCAUACCAUUCCGCGGGACGUGGCGACGAUGAAGGAGGCGGCAGAGGUGAUUGAGCAGACCAGGAGACGGGGGAUUGCUGCCGGGGAUGCGUAG